Messenger RNA from Triticum turgidum subsp. durum (durum wheat), 1494 nucleotides. NCBI's taxonomy places the organism in Eukaryota, Viridiplantae, Streptophyta, Magnoliopsida, Poales, Poaceae. The record is from the annotation of a GenBank genome assembly.
AUGAAGUCCGGCGGUACGCCUGAGAAUAAUCGGCGCAUCGCGGAAGCUGCGUAUUUUCCUCCUCCGUCAUUGGGUCUUUGCAAGUCGUCCAAGAUUGAUUUUGCCUAUACGGAGGCCUGUAGCCUAGCCUGGACAAUGAGCUUAUGGAGUCUCGCUAUACACCCAGCAUAUCUGUGCUCGCUAGUCCUCAGAGCUUUGCCUAGGCUGCUGCGCCUCACUCCAAGUUCACUGAAGAAAUUGUGCAAGCAUCCUCCACUGAUCAAGACUAUGGAGGGCGCAUCGCCUGAGCUGCCUCAGGACAUCUUGAUGGGUAUAUUUGCCACCCUCGAGAUCCCUGACCUCCUUCGUGCCGGCUCAGUCUGCUCCUCCUGGCGCUCCGCGUACUCCAGGCUCCGCAGCCUUGGGCACUACACGCGUCCCCAGACGCCGUGCCUCCUCUACACCUCUGAAUCUGCCGGCGAGAGCGUUGCUUGCCUCUACAGCCUCGCGGAGAAGAGGACGUACAAGCUAGCUCUGCCAGGGCCACCCAUCAGAAAUAGGCAUCUGAUUGGGUCCUCGCAAGGUUUGCUUGUUACAGUUGAUGACAGAUCAGAGAUGCACCUUGUCAAUCCCAUCACUGGUGAACAGAUUAAUCUCCCUUCGGUGAUCACCGUUGAGCAUGUGAAACCCAUCUAUAAUGACUCUGGUGCUCUUCACCAGUACGAGUACUCAUACCACUCCGCAAAAAUGGUUUACGGUCCGCCAUCAAUUUUGGCUCUUGGAGAGCUGAGGAACAAGCUUCACCAUAAAGCUUUCGUGUUUUCUGAUACAUGCAAUGGAUACAUUGUGGCGCUCAUACACAAUCCAGCUAGUCAGCUCUCAGUUGCAAGGGCAGGGGAUGAUAGUUGGAUAUGGCUGCCACCAUACACCAACUAUGAUGAUUGCAUUUACAAGAAUGGCCUGCUGUACGCAGUCACUUCAUUUGGGCAAAUUCACGCUUUCGAUCUAAGUAGCCCUGUUCUCACGAUGAAGAUGAUUACACAGGAGCUAGAGCCUGAGGACCGGUUUCUGAAUACUUACAUUGUCCAAGCUCCAUGGGGCAAUCUUCUUCAAGUGUGGAGAUUAUGUGAGCACUGUGAUUUAGAACCCGAGCCUGGGGCAUCUGUGUUUUGGAGCACUGGAAAACUCAAAAUAUAUGAAGUCGAUGCUUCGUCAGGAGAGAAAAUUAAGAAAAUCAGUUGCUUGCGCGACCAUGUGUUGUUUCUUGGGCACAAUCAAUCACUUUGUCUUACUGCUCAAGACUAUCCCGCUCUCAAGGGAAACCAUGCCUACUUUACCGAUGACAGUGUGCUUUGGACAAGGGGACUCAAGAACAAUCCCCGUGAUAUGGGAAUUCUCGACUUGGGUAAUAACAGCAGGGAGGAACUUUUUUCUCCCCAGCUUUGGUCCAACUGCCCGGCUCCUGUGUGGAUUACACCCAAUCUUAGAAAGAUGAACCUGGCAUUCAAUGAAUAG